Messenger RNA from Amphiprion ocellaris (clown anemonefish), 1192 nucleotides. Its product is annotated as matrix-remodeling-associated protein 7-like. NCBI's taxonomy places the organism in Eukaryota, Metazoa, Chordata, Actinopteri, Pomacentridae. The record is from RefSeq and is a predicted model, not a curated record. The transcript has 4 exons. Bases 158 to 907 code for a protein of 249 amino acids.
GGGAGGAACCGGAGGAUGUGACGUCCUGAGCAAUAUCCCGUAAACGCUUUGCUCGGUAAAGUUGAUGUUUGGCGAGGAUUAUUGCGCGCAAGGCUGAGAUGCGGGCGGCUCGGGUGGACUCAAAGCGGCAGUAGGAGUCCCAAGAAGCGGCCAAAACAUGGAUGUAACUUUCGUACUGUCCGCCAUCAUCUUCACGCUGCUCGCCAUUGUGGUCGCGACGUCGCUACUGAACGGAUCCUCGCCUGCAACCGACUUCGCGAAAGCCCGGAGUUACUUCGGACAUCACGGAGACGCCGGAGGAUUAGCGCAGAACGGACACGUACCGGACAAGAAGAAGAAGCAGCAGCAGCAGCAGCAGCAGCAAGGGGCGGACGACUGGAGCGACAUCAGCGGGAGCUCACACGACCACUGGGAUGUAGUGAAGUCUGUGCUGUCAGAUGAAGCACAACCCCACUUCCACACUGAAGGGCUGGCACCACCAGCUGAGGUGUCCUCCUCCAGGUCCAGCCUGUCCGUCCCCGGUCCUCGAUCUAGACACAUGAGCUUCGAGGUGGACUCGUCCUCGGAGGCCUCCUCGUGUCGAGGUCCCAGGUCCUUCAUCGGGCUCUCUGACUCAGAGCUCCUAAAGUGUGCUUUCUCUUACCCCCAGACCGAAGGAGCCACAGAGAGCCCGGGCAUCAACGACGUGGUGGAUUCAAAUGACAGUAAUUCCUUGAAGUACGUCCCUGGGAAGGCGAGAUCCCACCAUUUGGAAACGAUGAUGUCCAAAGAUGAGCUGGAGGAGGAGCAGAGGGUGCAACAUGAGCAGCUGGCCGCCAUCUUCCAGCUGCUGAAAGACAACAAGGAGACGUUUGGGGAUGUUUCCGAGGGAGACAUGGAGGAGCAGCUCCGACUUUACUCCAUCUGAGCCUCUUCUCGGGCUCCAGACUGUGAUCCAAAACUGUACUGAUGGCUCUUUUUUUUGUUUUUUUUUUACCCAUGAGCUCCGCUGAAGGACUUCUCAGUACACCGAAUACUUCAAAAUAAACUUGUUUGCAGUAUUCACCACAGCUGUACCGUCAUGACAACCGCUCAUUGUUUGUUUCAUUGUGCUGUUUCUCGAUAAAGGCCUAAAAAAAGGAUAAAUGAGUGCUGUUUCUAUUAGUUAAUUUAUGAUCAAACAUUUUUUCUAACCUUAAUUGAAUAUAUAUAU